Molecule: messenger RNA, 606 nt
Organism: Kwoniella mangroviensis CBS 8507
Lineage: Eukaryota; Fungi; Basidiomycota; Tremellomycetes; Tremellales; Cryptococcaceae
Exons: 2
Coding region: 1-606 (201 amino acids)
Molecular function (GO): protein binding
Source: RefSeq, a predicted model, not a curated record
AUGUCAUCUACCGAAGCGCCUUCCACAAGAGAACAACCGGCCACUAAGGCCGCGUCAGGUGGCGAAAACAACUCCUCCGCGUUAAAUGCGGAAUACCAGGCUGAGGAUACAGAUAUAAUCUUGAGAUCUUCUGAUGGUCUGGACUUCAAAGUUCACAAAUGGGCUCUCAUGGGAAGUUCUAAAGUCUUUCAUGGGAUGCUUACCGUCGGAAAUAACGAGAUUGGUGCUACCAUAGAAUUAAUGGACGAGAAGAUUGAACACUCUCGGAAUAUCAAGUCUUUUCUUGAUCUAGCUUACUCGAAGUCGAUGAUAAAGUUUGCCCUCAACGGAGAUGAUCGCAAUCCCUCAUCUGAUCUGAUUGAUUUCCUUCUCAAAUACGAAGCGACAUACCCUCUGUUGUGGCUGAAAGCAGCCUUGAAGGCUUUCAUUGCAUACAAUGACAUCGGCCCUCUUGACAUGUUUAUCGUUGGUGCCCAACUGGACUCGAUUGACAUCUGUAUCGCUGCUAUAAGGUGCGAAAGUAACAUCGAUUGGGCCGAUGGACAGGUAGGUAUUUACUGUACAUGCCCCUUGCCGCGGCAUGGCCAUUUGGAGUUUUCUGGGUAG